GUGCAACGUUCAGAACCGGGUAACGUUCGGAGAUCGAACUCUGCGAUCGGCGACGUUCGAACCGGGGCAGGCAGCCUCCUCCGUGCUUCGGCAGCUCGCACCUCAUUGACUAACUGGGGGGCGGGGGCAAGGAGGAGGAGGAGGAGGAAGAAGGAGGAGGAUCUUCGCUGCUUCGGCUGGUUCCAUCCCGGGGGCCAUUCACAGAGAUCGCGGAGAGAGGGGUAAACAGCACCAGAGUCUAGGAGCUCCUCUGCAGAAGAGAAUAAAGAGAAAUGCAGGGAUUUGUAAGGUUACGGCGCUCAAGCUGGAAGAUGUGAUGAUGAUAGCUGUGUGAACCGGCGCUGGCUGUGAGCUGUUGCUGACUUGCUCUGGAACCGGGGGGCUUGGUUAUUGCGGGAGUGUUUUGGAUGAGUUGAAGUUGCUGCUGUACCUUGAUCGUUUGCAACACUAGAGAGAGAGAGAAAGAGUGGGGGAGGGGAAAUACACUCCGCCUUGCAACUGAUUGAGGGGUGAAGGGAGCUGGAUUUGGUGCUUAUUUCAUUUGUGUGUGUCUGUGUCUGUGGGUGCAUGCAAGAGAAUUCCCAGCCCUUUGCUUUCCAAGCCCGGGCUGGGCGUGAAUUAUUCGCCUUCGCUGUUUCUCUCUCUCUCUCUAUUGUGCGAGCCAAAGAUGAAAGACAGAAGGGGAGAAAGUUAAAGAAAUCGCCCACAUGCGCUGCAUCAGUCCAAGGCUUUGGGAAAGGAAUAAAGAGAAGGUGGUAGAAGAGAGUUUGAAGUCUUUGCAGGCGGGAAGAUGGCGGACUGGAGCUGAAAGUGUUGAUUGGCAAACUUGGGUGAUCCUUGUGUUUAUUUACAAUCAUCUUGACCCAGAUAGGACACAUGCAGGCCAAAAAACGCUAUUUCAUCCUGCUCUCAGCUGGCACUUGUCUCGUCCUUUUGUUUUACUUCGGAGGCUUGCAGUUCAGGGCAGCGAGAAACCAAAGCAGGAGAGAGGAGCACAGUAGCAGGAAUGGCUUGCACCACACCAGCCCGGAUCACUAUUGGCCCCGAUUCCCGGACGCUUUGCGCCCCUUCAUUCCUUGGGAUCAAUUGGAAAACGAGGAUUACAAUGUGCACAUUUCCCCUAGGCAGAAGAGAGACGCCAAUUCCAGCGUCUACAAAGGCAAGAAGUGCCGCAUGGAGUCCUGCUUCGAUUUCACCCUUUGCAAGAAAAACGGCUUCAAAGUCUACGUGUACCCGCAGCAGAAAGGGGAGAAAAUCGCCGAAAGUUACCAAAACAUUCUAGCAGCCAUCGAGGGAUCCAGGUUUUACACUUCCGAUCCGAGCCAAGCUUGCCUGUUUGUUCUGAGCUUGGAUACCUUAGACAGAGACCAGUUGUCACCCCAGUAUGUGCACAACCUGCGAUCGAAAGUGCAAAGCCUCCACUUGUGGAACAAUGGUAGAAAUCAUUUAAUUUUUAAUUUAUAUUCCGGCACCUGGCCCGAUUACACUGAAGACGUAGGGUUUGAUAUUGGCCAGGCGAUGCUGGCUAAAGCUAGCAUCAGUACUGAAAACUUCAGACCGAAUUUCGAUGUUUCUAUUCCGCUCUUUUCUAAGGAUCAUCCUAGGACAGGAGGGGAGAAGGGAUUUCUAAGGUUUAACACCAUCCCUCCUCUCAGGAAGUACAUGUUGGUAUUCAAGGGGAAAAGGUACCUGACAGGGAUAGGGUCAGACACCAGGAAUGCCUUAUAUCACGUCCACAACGGGGAGGAUGUUGUCCUCUUGACCACCUGCAAGCAUGGCAAAGACUGGCAAAAGCACAAGGAUUCGCGUUGCGAUAGAGACAACACCGAAUAUGAAAAGUAUGAUUAUCGUGAAAUGCUGCACAAUGCCACUUUCUGUCUGGUUCCCCGUGGCCGCAGGCUUGGAUCCUUCAGGUUUCUGGAGGCUCUGCAGGCUGCCUGUGUCCCAGUUAUGCUUAGCAAUGGAUGGGAGUUGCCAUUCUCCGAAGUGAUUGAUUGGAACCAAGCUGCCGUCAUAGGGGAUGAGAGAUUGUUAUUACAGAUUCCUUCUACAAUCAGGUCUAUCCAUCAGGAUAAAAUCCUAGCACUUAGACAGCAGACACAGUUCUUGUGGGAGGCUUAUUUUUCUUCAGUUGAGAAGAUUGUAUUGACCACACUAGAGAUUAUUCAGGACAGAAUAUUUAAGCACAUAUCACGUAACAGUUUAAUAUGGAACAAACAUCCUGGAGGGUUAUUCGUAUUGCCACAGUAUUCCUCAUAUCUGGGAGAUUUUCCUUACUACUAUGCUAAUCUAGGUCUCAAACCCCCCUCCAAGUUCACUGCCGUUAUCCAUGCAGUAACUCCCUUGGUAUCCCAAUCUCAGCCUGUGCUGAAACUCCUGGUUGCUGUAGCCAAGUCCCAGUACUGUGCACAGAUCAUUGUUUUAUGGAAUUGUGAUAAACCCCUCCCAGCCAAACACCGCUGGCCUGCCACUCCUGUGCCUGUCAUAGUCAUCGAAGGGGAGAGCAAGGUUAUGAGCAGUCGCUUCCUACCUUAUGACAACAUAGUCACAGAUGCUGUGCUAAGCCUUGACGAGGACACCGUGCUUUCAACCACCGAGGUGGAUUUUGCCUUUACAGUAUGGCAGAGUUUUCCAGAGAGGAUUGUAGGGUACCCUGCUCGCAGUCACUUUUGGGAUAAUACUAAGGAGAGAUGGGGCUAUACAUCCAAAUGGACUAAUGACUAUUCCAUGGUAUUGACAGGAGCUGCUAUUUACCACAAAUAUUAUCACUACCUGUACACUCAUUACCUGCCUGCCAGCCUGAAGAAUAUGGUGGACCAACUGGCCAAUUGUGAGGACAUUCUAAUGAAUUUUUUGGUGUCCGCUGUGACAAAACUGCCUCCAAUCAAAGUAACACAGAAAAAACAGUAUAAGGAGACCAUGAUGGGGCAGACUUCCAGGGCUUCCCGCUGGGCUGACCCAGAUCAUUUUGCCCAGCGGCAGAGCUGCAUGAACACUUUCGCCAGCUGGUUUGGCUAUAUGCCGCUGAUCCAUUCUCAGAUGAGGCUUGACCCUGUCCUCUUUAAAGAUCAGGUCUCCAUCCUGAGGAAGAAAUAUCGAGACAUUGAACGACUUUGAGGAGCCCUGCUGAGGGGCCUGAACUGUUCUCCAUGCCCAGUGCAGAUCCACGGACACUUGGAGCCAGACUGUAACGAGGACAAAAACACAUGCAAGUGGAAAGCAGAGUUGUGUGGCUCCAAGGAAUCAUUGUGCUGGACUGCUUCAAACCACCUCCCAGGCUUCUGUCGUUCAAGACUAGGUUGUGUACAGUUUCAUUAUGGAACAUUAAAUAAUUAUUUUUGAAAUGAUUGCUAUGCAGGUUAAAACUUUUUUAAUGAUCAAAAAAACCCACAACUAUUAAAAACAGAGUUCUUUCUUUAAUCAAAAUGGUGUUGGGUGUGACUAUUUCCAAGUUGCCAUUCCUUUCUUACAAACAUUCGAAGCUGCCAUUGCUUUCUUACAAGCAUUUUAAUAUCAUUGCAGGGAAAACUGAAUGAAAAUUGCAAAAUUAAAAGUUCAGCUCUCACAGGUAGAAAAUGCAGCAGUUUCAAAAAAAAAAAAUCAAGCACAAACAGGACAGAAAUUAAACAUUGUUUCACUUAAUGCCUUUUUUGGUUUUAGUUUUUUAAUUUUCUCUUUCACUGCUCAAGUCAAUUGACAGUAAAUGUAUCAACCAUUCUAUUGCACAGAGGGAAAGCGGAAGAAUGUCCAUUUAGUGAAGCAUAGUUAAGAUCCUUCUGUUUAGGGAACAAAGACAAUUAAACCCUAUUUUUUUAAAUGGGGAAAAAAGAUUGAUGCCUAGGAAAGAUUAGUCAAUUGUCUGGUUUGCACAGAGAACAAAACAGAGAGGAUGGAAGUCAAAGAGGAGGAAUCCAAUGCCUUUUAUUGGUGGUGGUUAUAUUCGAGUUAUGAAUGAAUCAUAAGAAAUCAUCCUGACUUCUCUCAUCAGGGUGUGGCAGGAGUUUGGAAGUUCUGUUUUAAUUAUAUACCUGUUAUGAGUGGAGGAAAAUAUAGCAGCUAAAGCUACAGUGAUGGGUAAGCUACAGUUUGCAUGAGUUGCUCUUCUUGUGCACAUGGGAAUAUGUAUCAUGGUGGCAUUAUUUAUGUCACAAUAGUUAAGGGUCUGUCAACAUUCCCAUUUUAAUCCCCUUGUUUUGAAGGGGGAUGGGAGGAGGAGCUUGGCUUAUAAGGACUUUGCCUGAAACCAGUUGUAUUGAGGAAAAUCAAAUCAGUCUAGGUAUUUUGUAGUUGUAAGAGUGAAAGCAAGUAGCCAGAUUCCAUCUUGGAGUUCUGUUGGUAUGGAGUAUGUCUAUCAGUGGCAGUAGUUACUCCAGAUUU
Messenger RNA from Terrapene triunguis (Three-toed box turtle), 4377 nucleotides. It is a transcript of the gene EXT1, whose product is annotated as exostosin glycosyltransferase 1. Bases 877 to 3117 code for a protein of 746 amino acids. The transcript is spliced from 11 exons. Gene Ontology annotation, cellular component: membrane. Gene Ontology annotation, molecular function: glycosyltransferase activity. Lineage: Eukaryota; Metazoa; Chordata; Testudines; Emydidae. The record is from RefSeq and is a predicted model, not a curated record.